Candidula unifasciata is the source of this 537-nucleotide messenger RNA. The record is from the annotation of a GenBank genome assembly. Lineage: Eukaryota; Metazoa; Mollusca; Gastropoda; Stylommatophora; Geomitridae.
AUGAUGAAAGAUGUUCACCAAAUGAGAGGUCCUGAACUAAUUCAGAACAAAUUACAGUAUGGAGACUAUGGUAUUCAGGCUGUGACUGGUGGCAGGAUUAAUCACAAGGUCAGUGAGGCAGUUCGAACGAUUGUCAUUAAACAGAUGGAUGAAAAGAACAUGUUUGCUGUUUGGCGGUUCUCUCACCUUUGGCAGUCAGUCACAAAAAAGGGACAGGGUCAACGAAUGGGUGGAGGAAAAGGUUCCAUUGAUCAUUAUGUGUUUCCAUUUCGAGCAGAAAGAAUAAUUUUGGAAAUGGGAGGUCAUUGUGAAUUUGUAGAAGUCUACCCUGUUUUGAAAGCGAUUCAAAAAGAACUGCCAUUCCUGUCCAGGAUCGUGACACAUGAGAAAAUGGCGCAGAGGGAGGAGCAGGAAAAGUUCACAGAAGAAAACAAUCUGAAUAUUUUCACGUUCAAGUUUUGUGCACAAAAUAACAUACUGGGCUGCCAAAAGUUUCUUAACAGAUAUGAUAAUAUGUGGUAUGGAAAAUAUAGAUAA